Molecule: messenger RNA, 3661 nt
Organism: Lotus japonicus
Lineage: Eukaryota; Viridiplantae; Streptophyta; Magnoliopsida; Fabales; Fabaceae
Exons: 4
Coding region: 176-3547 (1123 amino acids)
Source: RefSeq, a predicted model, not a curated record
ACGAUCGCAGUUGGCGUUGCAGUUUGGAAAUGCAGCAGCUUGUUUCCUCAGUGGUGCUAAUGCUAUUGCCUCUGAUUCAGUUCACCUUCCAGUGGUGACUGGUGAGCAUUGUCAACUACUACUACUACUACACAUAGCUCUCGUCAACAAUCACUCACAAUUCACAAACCCCAAAAUGCUGCAACCCCGAUCUCUACGCCCUUACAUUUCCCCUCUCUCCUCCUCCACCAGCGCCCCCUCCUUCUCCUCUUCCCCAAACCCUAACACCACCUUCCGCCAUGCCGCCACCACCAUCAACGACGGCGACGACGCCAAUAACCGCCACCCCGCCAGAUCCCUCAACAAAAACCCUUCCUCCUUCUCUCAUAAUUACCGGAUCGCCAUCGCCCUCGUCCCCUCCGCCGCCUUCCUCCUUGACCUCGGCGGCACCACCGUCAUCUCCGUCCUCGUCGUCGGCCUCAUGAUCGCCUACAUCCUCGAUUCCCUCAACUUCAAACCUGGUGCCUUCUUCGCUCUCUGGUUCUCCCUUCUCUUCUCCCAGCUCGCAUUCUUCUUCACCUCCUCCUUCAACCUCUUCACCACCUUCAACUCCUCCAUUCCCCUCACUCUCCUCGCCUCCUUCCUCUGCGCACACACCACCUUCCUCAUCGGCGUCUGGUCCUCGCUUCAAUUCAAACACCUCCUCCUCGAAAACCCCUCCGUCGUCGUCGCCCUUGAGCGUCUCCUCUUUGCCUCGCUCCCUAUCUCCGCCUCCUCAAUUUUCACUUGGGCCACCGUCUCCGCCGUUGGGAUCCACAACGCCGCCUACUACUUCCUAGCCUUCAACUGCUUCUUCUACUGGCUGUACUCCAUCCCUCGCCUCUCCUCCUUCAAGUCCACCCACCGCGACCGAUUCCACGGCGGCCAGCUCCCUAGGGACGCCUUCAUCCUCGGCCCUCUCGAGAGCUGUGUCCACUCCCUCUACCUGCUCUUCCUCCCUCUCGUCUUCCACCUUGCCUCCCAUUACACCCUCGCUUUCUCUUCCGCUGCCUCGUUCUGUGACCUCGUCUUGCUCUUCUUCAUCCCCUUCCUCUUUCAGCUCUAUGCUUCCACCAGGGGCGCGCUCUGGUGGGUCUCUGAGAACCCUGCUCAUGUUCACCAGAUUCGCCUCGUCAAUGGUGCGGUGGCCUUGGUCUUCGUUGUCAUUGCCUUGGAGGUCAGGGUGGUUUUCCACUCGUUUGGGAGGUACAUACAGGUGCCACCGCCUCUGAAUUAUGUUCUCGUCAGCAUUACCAUGCUUGGAGGUGCCGCUGCUGCUGGUGCUCAUGCCAUGGGCUUGGUCUCCGACGCACUCAGCUCGGUCGCUUUCACUACUUCCACUAUAGUGGUCAGUACUGCCGGAGCAAUUGUUGUGGGAUUCCCCGUACUGUUCCUUCCCCUGCCUGCAGUUGCUGGUUUUUAUCUGGCUCGAUUUUUUGAAAAGAAGAGUCUAGCUUCAUACUUUGCUUUUGUUGUUCUUGGGAGCUUGAUGGUUACAUGGUUUGUGAAGCACAACUUCUGGGAUUUAAAUAUUUGGAUGGCAGGCAUGUCCCUUAAAUCUUUUUGUAAACUAAUAGUAGCAAAUGCUGUCCUGGCUAUGGCUAUUCCUGGUUUAACUCUUCUACCUUUGAAGUUAAACUUCUUAUCUGAGAUCAGUCUGGUAAGCCAUGCAUUGCUCUUGUGCUACAUUGAGAACCGAUUUUUCAAUUACUCCAGCAUUUACUAUUAUGGAUUUGAGGAUGAGGUGGUGUACCCUAGCUACAUGGUUGUGAUGACCACUCUAUUGGGUUUGGCUUUGGUUAGAAGGCUAUCUGUGGAUAGUCGAAUUGGAGGCAAAGCAGUUUGGAUAUUGACUUGUCUCUUUUCUUCAAAGCUGGCCAUGUUGUUUAUUGCAUCAAAGUCUGUUGUUUGGGCUUCAGCUGUUCUCUUAUUGGCUGUUUCUCCUCCAUUGCUUCUUUACAGGGAUAAAUCAAAAACAGCUUCUAGGAUGAAACCAUGGCAAGGAUAUGCACAUGCUUGUGUAGUUGGCCUAUCUGUAUGGUUUUGCCGUGAAACAAUUUUUGAAGCCCUCCAAUGGUGGAAGGGAAGGUCCCCUACGGAUGGUUUAAUUUUGGGCUUCUGUAUACUGUUGACCGGAUUGGCUUGUAUUCCAAUUGUUGCCAUUCAUUUCUCUCAUGUUUUGUCUGCCAAAAGAUGUCUGGUGCUAGUAGUGGCAACUGGUCUACUCUUUAUUACGAUGCAGCCACCUAUUCCGUUGUCGUUGACUUACCAGUCAGACUUUAUCAGAACUGCCCGUCACACUGCUGAUGAUAUCUCAAUUUAUGGAUUUAUUGCUGGCAAGCCUACCUGGCCUUCUUGGCUGCUUAUUAUUGCAAUUUUGCUGACUCUAGCAUCUAUUACUUCUAUCAUACCCAUUAAAUACAUUGUAGAAUUGAGGACAUUUUACUCCAUUGCUAUGGGGGUUGCCCUUGGUAUCUACAUUUCCACAGAAUACUUCCUCUGGACAGGAGUUCUGCAUGUUCUCAUUGUUGUCACUAUGGUCUGUGCCUCUGUUUUUGUUGUCUUCACUCAUAUGCCCUCUGCUUCAAGCACAAAGCUUUUGCCCUUGGUAUUUGCUUUACUUGUGGCUCUCUUUCCAGUGACUUAUCUAUUGGAGGGCCAACUGAGAAUUAAAAAUAUUCUUGAAGAUAGUGAGAUAGGAAAUUUGGGUGAGGAGGAGAUGAAGCUGACAACAUUGCUAGCUAUUGAGGGUGCCAGGACAUCUCUUCUUGGUUUGUAUGCAGCAAUCUUCAUGCUUAUAGCCUUGGAGAUAAAGUAUAAACUUGCUUCAAUUAUGCGGGAAAAGAUUGUUGAUUCAGGUGGAAUUAGAAAUCAUUCUGGUCAAAGUGUAUCUGCUAAUUUCCUACCAAGAAUGAGAUUCAUGCCGCAACGUCGGGCUGCUACUGUUCCCUCAUUUACAAUUAAGAAGCUGGCUGCUGAUGGAGCCUGGAUGCCAGCUGUUGGCAAUGUUGCCACAGUAAUGUGCUUCGUUAUAUGCCUGGUCUUGAAUAUUAACCUUACCGGUGGCUCAAACCGCUCUAUAUUUUUCUUGGCUCCUAUCCUGUUGCUGCUUAACCAGGAUUCAGAUUUUAUUGCUGGUUUCGGGGACCGACACAGAUAUUUUCCUGUGACUGUUGUCAUCUCAGGUUACUUCGUUUUAACUGCCCUCUACAGCAUAUGGGAAGAUGUUUGGCAAGGUAAUGGUGGAUGGGGUCUUCAAAUCGGUGGGCCGGACUGGAUUUUUCUGGUGAAGAAUUUGGCCCUCCUCAUUCUUACUUUCCCCAGUCAUAUACUUUUCAACAGGUAUGUAUGGAGCCAUGUAAAGCAGAGUGACUCACCCCCAUGGAUAACCUUGCCUCUUAAUCUGCUUCCUAUCGCAUGUACAGAUGUUCUCAAGAUUAGGAUUUUGGGUAUCUUAGGAGUUAUAUAUUCCCUGUCCCAGUAUCUGAUUACCAGGCAGCAAUAUAUCACUGGUCUAAAGUACAUCUAAAUGAUCAUAUACUCUGUGUACUAUAUGUUUUUUCAAUUUAGGUAUUGAUGCUUUUUCGUAUCUUGCCUAAAUUUGUAUGAGGAACGCUGUGAAAUGCAUUUUUGUUGUUGAUUA